Messenger RNA from Lotus japonicus, 970 nucleotides. RefSeq names its product probable plastid-lipid-associated protein 4, chloroplastic. The transcript has 6 exons. The coding region runs from base 91 to 795 and encodes 234 amino acids. NCBI's taxonomy places the organism in Eukaryota, Viridiplantae, Streptophyta, Magnoliopsida, Fabales, Fabaceae. The record is from RefSeq and is a predicted model, not a curated record.
UAUGGUUACAUUUCUAUUCCUACACUACUCAUGUUCACUUCACAACCAAGUGUAAUGGUUGAAAGUACAUAAGCAUAAACCCAUCUAUCAAUGGCUCUCUCCACUCUCACAGCUACUCUGUCAUUCAAAUGCACAAUUGUUUCCAAACCAUCACAACCAAAUCUUCUCUUCUCAUCCUCAACACGACCAAAACUCAACACCUCCAUAUCUGAUUCUGAUAAAGGGAGGAACAAAGUUUCAUUUUUCCAAGGUUUUCUCACUGGAGGCAGAGAUGUUCAGAGCCUCAAGGUGGAGCUCUAUCAAACAAUUUCACCCCUUGACAGAGGUGCCGAGGCUACUCCUGAGGAUCAACAACUAGUGAACCAGAUUGCUCAAAAAAUUGAAGCUUUUAACUCUGUUAAGGAGCCUCUCAAGUCUGAUUCGCUCAAUGGAAAAUGGGAGCUUUUAUAUACAACAUCUCAAUCAAUUCUGCAAACACAGAGGCCAAAAUUCUUGCGACCAAAUGGAAAGAUCUAUCAGGCGAUUAAUGGGGAUACUUUGAGAGCUCAAAAUAUAGAAACUUGGCCGUUCUACAACCAGGCCACAGCCAAUUUGGUGCCUCUUAACUCUAAAAGGGUGGCUGUUAAAUUUGACUUCUUCAAGAUUGCAAGUCUGAUACCAAUCAAAUCCUCUGGGAGUGGUCGUGGCCAGUUGGAAAUUACUUAUUUGGAUGAAGAGUUAAGAAUAUCAAGAGGUAAUAGAGGUAACUUGUUCAUCUUGAAAAUGGUGGAUCCAUCCUAUAGAGUUCCUCUUUGAUGUUGGUGGAUUCUCCAAGAGUUGCUUUGCUUGUACUGCCUUCAUCAGUUUACAUUUUCAGCAUGAAUUAAUGCUACCAAUGGGCCAAAAAUCAAUAAAUGUUUAUCCUCCUAGAUCAAUUUCUACCCCUUCAUUAUUUAUUUUUAUUUGUAUAUAUCCUAUUUAAAGUUGUUAU